AUGAUCCCUAGCAAUGUCGAAGAGAAAAGCGUAAUCGAUAACGACUAUUACAUUGUUGUGAAUGAGGAACAUUACGUGGAUGCUGCUGCACACUUUAUAGCAAAAUGCAUCAUGUCAAAUCCCAAAGCUAAGUAUUCACUUUGUCUACUUAUAGUUUUGGUCCAAGAAGUUAGUGCUCUGAGGAAGGUAGGGCAGAUAAUGGAUAUAUGGCAUUCUGGGAAAAUGUUUUAUACAUUCUUCAUCUGGGAACACGCUUUUGGAGGGUUGUACAAAGCUCGUGGUGGGCUGAAGAUAGCUGCUAAUUAA
This is a messenger RNA of Eutrema salsugineum, 306 nucleotides long. RefSeq lists its product as uncharacterized. Lineage: Eukaryota; Viridiplantae; Streptophyta; Magnoliopsida; Brassicales; Brassicaceae. The transcript has 3 exons. The record is from RefSeq and is a predicted model, not a curated record. The coding region runs from base 1 to 306 and encodes 101 amino acids.